Messenger RNA from Vigna radiata var. radiata (mung bean), 1691 nucleotides. Its product is annotated as beta-amyrin 28-oxidase. The record is from RefSeq and is a predicted model, not a curated record. Bases 118 to 1557 code for a protein of 479 amino acids. NCBI's taxonomy places the organism in Eukaryota, Viridiplantae, Streptophyta, Magnoliopsida, Fabales, Fabaceae. The transcript is spliced from 4 exons. Gene Ontology annotation, molecular function: monooxygenase activity; iron ion binding; heme binding. Gene Ontology annotation, biological process: sterol metabolic process.
AAAUUUCUAAGAACUUAAAUUUUUCAUUUUUCAUCCAUGAAAAGGAGCUACCUAAAUUUUUCCAACGCUUAUAUAUUGCGUGCAUGAGAAGCAUGGUUUAGUAAAGAAAGUAAAACCAUGGAGCAGUUCUAUCAAUCCCUUCUGCUCCUGUUUGUGUCUCUCGUCCCUCUCUCAUUUUUCUUCCUUUUCUACAGGCAUAAUGCUAAGUCCUCCGUCCCCAACUUGCCACCGGGAAAUAUGGGGUUUCCGGUGGUUGGCGAGAGCAUUGAGUUUAUAUCAUUAUGGUGGAAAGGGAAUCCAGAGAAGUUCAUAUACGAACGCAUGUCAAAGUACUCUUCCAAAGUGUUCAAGACCUCUAUCUUUGGCGAGAAUACGGUCAUGGUCUGUGGAACCGCAUGCAACAAGUUCUUGUUCUCUAACGAAAACAAACUGGUCGCGUCUUGGUGGCCAGACAACGUCAACAAGAUAUUCCCAGAGGCGGUUGAAAACUCAAAGGUUGAAGCCAAGAAGCUGAGGAACAUACUCCCUCAGUUCCUCGGCGCCCAAGCCCUCCAACGUUACAUUAGCGUAAUGGACACCAUUGCCCAAAGACACUUUGCUUUGGAUUGGGAGAACAACACCUCUGUUACCGUGUUCCCCUUGGCCAAAAGGUAUACCUUCUGGGUGGCUUGCCGUUUGUUUAUCGACGUUGAUGAUCCGAUCCAUGCGGAAAGUCUUUUGGAGACUUUCAAUAGAAUAGCCCCAGGAAUCAUGUCAGUGCCCAUUGACUUGCCUGGAACUCCGUUCAACAAAGCCAUCAAGGCCUCCAAGUUCGUUAAGGAGAAGCUGUUGAAAAUUAUCAGACAGAGGAAAGAGGAACUGACCAAUGGAACAGUGUCACAAACUAAGGAUUUUUUGUCUCACAUGUUAUCAUCAUGCGAUGAGAAUGGACAAUAUAUGACUGAACAAUAUAUUGCUGACAAGAUCCUUGGCCUGUUGGUAGGAGGCCACGACACUGCAAGUUCUGUAUGCACUUUUGUUGUCAAAUACCUCGCUGAGCUCCCUCUCAUUUAUGAAAAUGUCUAUCAGGAACAAAUGGAGAUUGCAAAAUCGAAAGCUCCGGGAGAAUUGUUGAAUUGGGAUGACAUCCAGAAGAUGAAAUAUUCGUGGAAUGUUGCUUGUGAAGUAAUGAGACUUGCGCCUCCAGUCCAGGGUGCUUUCAGGGAAGCCAUGGAUGACUUUUUGUUAAAUGGAUUCUCAAUUCCAAAAGGCUGGAAGUUGUAUUGGAGUGCAAGUACAACACACAAGAAUCCAGAGUGGUUCGCAGAGCCAGAGAAGUUUGAUCCAAGUAGAUUUGAAGGAACAGGACCAGCUCCUUAUACUUAUGUACCAUUUGGAGGAGGGCCAAGGAUGUGCCCUGGAAAAGAGUAUGCUCGAAUGGAAAUAUUGGUGUUCAUGCACAACUUGGUCAAAAGGUUCAAAUGGGAAGCCAUUAUUCCUGAUGAGAAUAUUUUUUAUGAUCCCAUGCCUGUUCCUGCCAAAGGCCUUCCUGUUCGUCUUUAUCCUCACCAACCUUGAAAGGACUUAUACUUUUAUAUUCUUCAACCAAUUUCAAUCCUUGUGUCCCAAGUUAUGCCCUAAAUCCUUGGGCCUCAAGUUAUUACCUAAAGUAUCUAAAGUAUGAAUAAUGCCUCAAGUAGGCUUUUUAUGUC